GCUCUGACUAAGCCAUCAUCCACUCCAGCCCAACACGAAAGCUCCAGUCUGGACAACAGCUGUGAGCUGCCCACACUCACCUUUCAACUCAAUCGAAGAUGUCGUACGCCGUGGAAACGAAGAAGCGCAAAUUCCAACGAGUCCUCGAUUCGUUGACCAAACCGUCCAGCGCCGAAUCCUCCAAACCACCGACGACGGCGCGCGAACAGCUCCACGGGGAAUCAUCAGCGGCAAAGAAGAUCCGAUUAAGUGACCGCGACGAUAGCAGUCUCGCGUCCGCCAGGAGGUCGAUUCUAAAGGUCGGUCGUCCGAGUUCGCGCGACUCCUCCGCAUCCUCGACCCGUCCCAGUUUUGUCCCGUGGGAUCGCGAGCGCUUCCUCGAACGGUUGGAGACCUUUCGCCGGGUGGAUCGCUGGUCGCCGAAGCCGUCGGCGAUUAGUGAGGUCGAGUGGGCGAAACGGGGCUGGAUCUGUACGGAUAAGUCGCGGGUAACGUGUGUGGGGGGAUGUGGCGGUUCCGUUGUCGUCAAACUGCCGGACGAGCUGGAUGAGCUGGACGGGUAUGAUUACGAUAAGGUGGAGGAGCGGAGGCAAGUCCGUGACAAAUUGGUGGAUGAAUAUGCGAAUCGUCUAGUUCAAGGGCAUGGGGAAAGUUGCCCGUGGAGGAAUAAGGGCUGCGAUGCGACUAUACAUCGUCUAGCAUUAUCCAAUGCUGAUGUCGCGAUUUCAGCCCUUCAAACACGAUAUUCGAACCUGGUCAAGAUCGCCGAUUCUCUACCGGCCGAGACCAUCAUCCAAACCCCGGAGUCAUUCAAUAUUGAAGAAAUCAUAUCGACCUUGCCCCCAAAGUUCGACGGGUCCGAAGCACCCGUGGAGACGACCGAACCGCAAACCCCCCAGCCUACGGAAGAAGCACAUGAAAAUCUCCCGACACCACCGGUCGUCAAUCAAACCGCAUUUGUAUUGGCGUUCUUCGGCUGGGACACCACCGCAGAAAAGGCUUCCGGGCUAGCCUCAUGUAGCGCAUGUUUCCGACGGCUAGGGCUAUGGAUGUACAAACCGAAGGAAAACGGGGACCCUGGUAUCUACGACUCGUUGGAGGUGGCCACCGAACACAUGGAGUAUUGCCCGUGGAUCAAUGGGAAAGCGCAGAGCGGCACUGGCCGGGCAUCUGACAAGCAAGCUGAACUACCGAGUGGGUGGGAGGUCUUGGCCCAGGCACUCCGCGUCAAGCAUCGUCGGCGGAUGCGUGCAUCCACCUCCGCGGGCAGUCGUGCGGUGUCGGAGUCACCUUCAUUAGACUGUUCGUUCUUCGACGAGUCGAACGAUGACAUUAAAAAGGCGAGUGACCGCGAAUGGUGGUCGAAGAUUCUGCGGAUGCGACAGAUGCUCAACGUGAAGACCCCGAAGAAAAGAAGCGCAGCCAGUCCGUGAUUCUUGUUGGCGGGAAGCGGCCCUUUACUACAUUAUCAAACUGAUGGAAGCGUGCUUGGUCUUCAAAGCGUGGCGUUCUGGCACUGGUUUAUCUACUUCAUUGACUGUACCUUAUUUGCGAUACCUUGCAUUUGCGCCUGGUUUUAAUAUAUGCCGCGCAGCAUCGAAACGAAAUGACAAC
Aspergillus campestris IBT 28561 is the source of this 1614-nucleotide messenger RNA. RefSeq lists its product as uncharacterized. Gene Ontology annotation, molecular function: zinc ion binding. NCBI's taxonomy places the organism in Eukaryota, Fungi, Ascomycota, Eurotiomycetes, Eurotiales, Aspergillaceae. Gene Ontology annotation, cellular component: nucleus. The coding region runs from base 99 to 1433 and encodes 444 amino acids. The record is from RefSeq and is a predicted model, not a curated record. The transcript is spliced from 3 exons.